Paraphaeosphaeria sporulosa is the source of this 1189-nucleotide messenger RNA. RefSeq names its product alcohol dehydrogenase. Bases 76 to 1176 code for a protein of 366 amino acids. Lineage: Eukaryota; Fungi; Ascomycota; Dothideomycetes; Pleosporales; Didymosphaeriaceae. Gene Ontology annotation, molecular function: oxidoreductase activity. The record is from RefSeq and is a predicted model, not a curated record. The transcript has a single exon.
GAGGGCUUCUGGCCAGUUUACCGGUUUCCGUUUAGGUGGCGCAGAGCUUCGCGCCUAAGAUCAACGGCCACCAAGAUGACUACACAAAGCCAACAGCCGCCCAGAGUCCCAAGAACAAUGAUAGGUGUCAUUCUAACCGGCCAUGGCGGCCCCGAGAAACUUGAGUACCGCGACGACCUACCCGUCCCCACGCCAGAACCCGAUGAAGUCCUGAUCCGUGUCGCAGCCGCAGGCAUUAACAACACGGACAUCAACACCCGAAUAGGCUGGUACUCUAAAGGCGUCAAAAGUGGUACCGGCACCGGAACAGCAGAAGGCCAGCGGGACGAUGCAUCAUGGUCCGGUGUCCCUCUCCAGUUCCCACGUAUCCAGGGCGCCGACUGCUGCGGCCGCAUCCUCGCAGUAGGCUCGAACGUCGACCCGAAGCGUAUCGGCGAGCGUGUGCUCGUCAACACCAUGCUACGGCACUACGUGGGUCGCCGGCCGUACGAGUGCUGGACGUUCGGGUCGGAGUGCGAUGGUGGGUUCGCGCAGUAUGCCAAAGCACCUGCAGCUGAGACGUUCAAGGUAGAGUGUGACUGGAGUGAUUCCGAGAUUGGCUCGAUUCCGUGCGCUUUCUCCACGGCGGAGAACAUGCUGCAUCGCGCCAAUGUCAAGGCGGGAGAGCAUGUUGUGAUCACGGGUGCAUCCGGGGGCGUCGGCGCUGCGGCUAUUCAGUUGGCAAAGCGGCGAGGUGCAUAUGUGACUGCGAUUGGCGGGAAAGAGAAGGCGAAGGACAUGUUGGCUGUGGGCGCCGACCAAGUCGUUGCAAGAGAUGAAGACUUGAUCUUAAAGCUUGGAAAAAACACUAUUGACGUUGUACUGGAUCUCGUCGCUGGUCCUUCAUUUCCAAGUCUGCUCGAUGUGCUCAGACAGGGAGGAAAAUAUGCGGUUGCUGGAGCCAUCGCAGGUCCACUUGUGGAGCUCGAUGUUCGAACGCUGUAUCUCAAGGAUCUCAGCUUCUUUGGCUGUACUUUCCAGGAAGACGAAGUCUUCCCAAACUUAAUUUCUUAUAUUGAACGAGGCGAGAUUCGACCGCAUGUGAGCAGAGUGUAUCCACUGAAGGAGAUCGGACUAGCGCAGGAACACUUCGGGUCGAAGAGGACUUCCGGGAAGUUGGUACUGGAGAUUCCAUAGGCAAGAUCAGAUC